CAUGCAUGUGCAUGGGAAAAACAAAACAAAACGCCUAAGUGUGGGUGGCGAGUGCUAGAGCUGCGCAGUUUUUCAGCGAGCGUACUCGUCGCUUGCGGGUAAUCGAUAACCCGAAUUGCUGACGAGCGCACACACACACGCACACGCGAGUACACACAAAUGUGUGUUGUAUUGGAUUUUUUUCUCGGCGAUAGAACAUUUCGGAUUGCUGUGGUUUUCGCGAUUUCUGGAUUUCGGGCAUUUCCAGCAUCGAAUUGAGUGUCCAAAAUGAAUGAGGGGAGCCAGUACUCCAUCCACACGGUGUGCCGCACCUGCCUGUCCACCGUGGACGACUCGGCGGCCUACGAUCUGUUCCGAGUGCCCGGUCUGGCCAAAAAGCUGUGCGUUUGCACCUCCCUUUCCGUGGAGCAGGCGGAUGGCUUCCCCAAGAACCUGUGCACCCUCUGCUUCUCCAAGCUGAACGACCUGCACGACUUUCAGAAGCAGUGCGUCGAUUCGGUGCAAAAGUUCCAGGAUCUGGUGGCCAGCAACGCCUUCGCCUGCCAAACAAACUUCGAUGUCCUGGACACUAGCGCCGCCGUGGCGGAUAUGCCGGGCGAGGAGGAGGACAACGUCCACUUUGAUCCGCUUCUCAACUCCAAGAUCGAGAUCAUUGAGAACGAGGAGGACGUCUUUAAGAUGCUGGAGUCCGUCGAAAAGGAAGUCGAAGAGGUGGAGAUGGAGAUGGAACAGCCGUUUGGCCAAGGAUCGCACGAUGACUCCUAUGAGAGUGGCAACGACAACGACCUCGACGCAGACUACCAGCUCAGUAGUGACGACGACAUUCCACUGGCCCAGCGCAGCCGACGAGGAGCCACCCGUGGUUCCAAGGCAAAGGGCAAGCCGAAGUCGGCUGCCAAGCGGCAUGAGGAGGAGGAGGAGUCCGAGGAGACCAGCUCAUCAGAGGACUCCGACGGUAAUCCCAAGGACAAGCCCAAGCGCAAAAGGAUUCCAGCUACGGAGCGGGAUCGCCACCGUCUGAUUGACUGCCACAUCUGCCACCAGAAGUUCAAGAAGGCGAUUCGCUACGAGGAGCACAUGAAGCAUCACAACGACUUGCUACCCUUCCAGUGCACUGUCGAGAGUUGUCGGAAAGGCUUUACCACCGCCAAUGGACUACGUGUCCAUGUGGAACACGCCCACACGGAGACAUCGGCCAUGCAUCCGUGCACCUACGAGGGCUGCAAUAAGUCCUUUGCCCGCCCCGUGCUGCUCAGCUUCCACAUGAAACGUGUGCACAAGGUGGACACUCCACAGCGGGAUUUUCCCUGCACGGAGUGCGAGAAGGUCUUCCGCUGCCCCACUGCCCUCAAGAAGCACAUGUACAAGCACACGGGCGAGGAGCUGCCCUUCGCCUGCGAAAUUUGCGGCAAGCGCUUCCCCAUCAACAGUGUGCUGCGCGAUCAUCUCCUCCGACAUGCGGGCAUCAAGAAUCACGUGUGCCCGUACUGCGGAGUGGGCAAGACGACGCGCCAGGAGUGGAACAAGCACAUCUUGACCCACACGAAGGAGAAGAAGUACGAGUGCCGGCAGUGCGACCACGCCUCCCACAACAAACAGGCGUUGGCCAACCACGUUAAGGUGGUGCACGAGAAGCGCAAGGACUUCGCCUGCCAGUACUGCGGAAAGACUUUCGGCAAGAGCCACGCCUGUAAGAUUCACGAGCGCAGUCAUACCGGCGAAAAGUGCUGCGAGUGCAAGAUCUGCGGCAAGGUGUUCCUCUUCGAGAAGGGCCUCACCAAGCAUUUGAAAACGCACGAGAAACGUGAUCUGCCCAAGACGCAGGGUGCAAAUCCCUUGAUGGGCGACGGGGCCAGUGGAUCAUCAACAAUAGCUAAGCCCAGUCCGCACCUGCGUGGUCGCGUGGAGCGGGUGGACAUUGCCCAGCUGGCGGGAACGGUGGCCAAUCCGAUUCCAUCGGUCAACCUGCCCUCUUGGUCGCCGCAAGUGAACUUCACCAAGAAGGAGGGCCAGCACAUCUGCCCGGAUUGCGGCAAGGGCUUCAAUCACGUGAGCAACAUGAAGCUGCACUACAAGGUGGUGCACCAAAAGGUCAAAGACUUCUGCUGCCGCUUCUGCCCGAAGAGAUUCGCCAAGAAGCAGUAUCUGCGGCACCACGAGUACAUUCACACUGGCGAAAAGCCCUACGAGUGCAAGGUGUGCGGCAAGCAUUUCCGGCAGGAGCAGGUGCUCAAGACGCAUAUGAAGGUUCACGACAAGCCGCCCCGUCCGCCGGGCAAGCCCAAGGAGCCGGCGGGACCCAAGGCGGAGUCCAGCACCGCGGUGAAGCGCCAGCAGCCGAAGAAUUUCGAGCAGUACCAGGAUCCGGCGGCGGAAAGGGCUGCGGCCACCGCCGAAUUGCUGGCCUACCAAAUCGAGGAGAACGAGGCCAAGCGCAAGGCGGAGGCGGAGCUUCGCAAGAUCCAGGAGGCUGCGUUCGAGCAGCUGAACAAGCUGCAGAAGCAGACAAACACGUACGACGGCUUCUACGCUCAGAAGGCGGAGGCGGAGGGCACCUCGGUGGACGCACUGAAGUUGGACCAUGUAUGAGCGGCAGAAUCAACCGGAAAUACGUGCGAACAAAUCGGAAACUGUUUACGCAUCCGUUUCCGAUCCUUUCAUUAUGUGUUUCUAUGAAGGACAUAUGAGUUAUAGGUCUCUAAGGUUUACCAACUAGUUUCCGUCACUUUGCAAACAUGUUUUGACAUUUUUUGUAUUUAAACCCCCCUUUAAACUGCUUAA
Messenger RNA from Drosophila teissieri, 2781 nucleotides. It is a transcript of the gene D19B, whose product is annotated as zinc finger protein 135. Gene Ontology annotation, molecular function: DNA-binding transcription factor activity, RNA polymerase II-specific; zinc ion binding; RNA polymerase II cis-regulatory region sequence-specific DNA binding. Gene Ontology annotation, biological process: regulation of DNA-templated transcription. Gene Ontology annotation, cellular component: nucleus. The transcript is spliced from 2 exons. Bases 268 to 2589 code for a protein of 773 amino acids. The record is from RefSeq and is a predicted model, not a curated record. NCBI's taxonomy places the organism in Eukaryota, Metazoa, Arthropoda, Insecta, Diptera, Drosophilidae.